AUGGAGAUAGAGUUGGCAAAGUGUGAGUGUUGUGGUCUAAAAGAAGAUUGCACACAAGACUACAUUAGUCAAGUGAAGGAAAAUUUUGAUGGGAAAUGGCUAUGUGGACUGUGUUCAGAAGCAGUUAGAGAUGAAGUGAACAGAGGAAAAAAGCAAUUUCUGUGCAUGGAAGAAGCAGUGAAGGCACAUAUGUCAUUUUGUAGAAAAUAUAAGUCAAAUCCAGCAACUAAAGUAGCUGAUGGUAUGAGGCAGAUGUUAAGGAGAAGGUCUGAUUUAUCAUCAUCUUAUUCACCUAAUUCCAACAAGUAUUCAAGAUCAGCAAGUUCAUCUCAAGUAGGAGAUAGAUGA
This is a messenger RNA of Nicotiana tabacum (common tobacco), 348 nucleotides long. NCBI's taxonomy places the organism in Eukaryota, Viridiplantae, Streptophyta, Magnoliopsida, Solanales, Solanaceae. The record is from RefSeq and is a predicted model, not a curated record.